GUUCAAAUGGUACUGAAUACAAAACGUUGUGCCUAUUCAGUAGUCCCUUGCGGGGCUGUAGAAGGACAGGGAUGCAGAUGCGUUAUAUCCGGUGGUAAACUUCUCUACGCGUGACGCGAGCGUAAUCAAUCUGCGAUAUUGCGGACUGGGAUCAUGUAAUGCGGAGAUGCGAUCGUAUAUAAAGAGGUCUGAAGAUCAAUCGAGUUUCUGUCUUGCGUAUCCAAGCUGUAGAUUCUCCGUCGCAAUGCUGUCGUUGUUCACCCAUGUUUUGUUGGUCGUUUCGGGCGCACUCGCUGCGCCUGUUGAGAAUGUUCAGAGCGCUGCAGCAACCGUAGGCAAAAUACGUGGCGUUCGCGACCCAAUCUACCAUCUAUACCUGCAAGCAAGCGCUAAGAACGCCUCAAUCCCCGUGCUGGGACCCGAAACCGCAGCUGACGAAUUUACCAUCGGCGGCACCAUCCAAUCGAAGAAGACAAGUCAGUAUCUGAACAUUGCGACCGCAUCGACGAGCUACAAGCCGUUGGUCUGGGGGGCCACUGGGGAGACUACAGCGUGGGGAUUGGAGGGUGAUACCAUCAUUACUGUGCAGAGUAGUAGCUAUGGACGACAGCUGAACUUCCUCGUAUGUAAAUCGGCUGACGCAAGUUACUAUGACUUGUACUUGCAGACGGGGAGCGAUACGCCGAGUGGAAGGACAUGCAGCAAUUACCAGACGAUCCACCUACCGUGUCUGUGCUAGAGGUUACGAAGGAUGGGCGAUGGUUGUGUAGGCAAGGUGCUAGAAAUAACAACUGAGCCGUAGAAAACCGUAGAGUCUGUCAACAAUUCGUCAAGGCUCGGUCCGAUCAGUAAUUGAGAAUACUGAGUACUGAGCUGCU
Alternaria rosae is the source of this 878-nucleotide messenger RNA. RefSeq lists its product as uncharacterized. The coding region runs from base 167 to 739 and encodes 190 amino acids. The transcript is spliced from 3 exons. The record is from RefSeq and is a predicted model, not a curated record. NCBI's taxonomy places the organism in Eukaryota, Fungi, Ascomycota, Dothideomycetes, Pleosporales, Pleosporaceae.